CCGGGGGGGGGGGGACGGACACCCAGGUGCGCAGGGCUGGGUGGCACGGGGACGCACGGGGGGUGCUGAUGGGGUCCCCUCGUUUUCGGCUCCGGCAGGUCAGCCUCCGGCAGCAUGAUGGAGGACGGGCCUCGCAACUCCAGCGCGGGCCAGCGAGGCUGGUUCGCGGCCAGGAACGGGAGCGGCGGCUCCUUGGACCUGGAAUCCGUGGUGCAGCCGCUGGCCUUGAACCCCUGGGACGUGGUGCUCUGCGUCUCCGGGACCAUCAUCUCCUGCGAGAACGCCGUGGUGGUGGUGGUCAUCUUCUACACGCCGGCUUUCCGGGCUCCCAUGUUCCUCCUCAUCGGCAGCUUGGCCACGGCCGACCUCCUGGCGGGCUUGGGGCUCAUCCUGCAUUUCGCCUUCGUCUACUUCGUCCCGUCGGAGGCGGUCAGCCUGCUGACGGUGGGGCUCCUGGUCACCUCCUUCACGGCCAGCGUCAGCAGCCUGCUGGCCAUCACCAUCGACCGCUACCUGUCCCUCUACAACGCCCUGACCUACUACUCGGCGAGGACGGUCACCAGGACUUACAUCAUGCUGGUCCUGACCUGGGGAGCCUCCGUCUGCUACGGGCUGCUGCCCGUCAUGGGCUGGAACUGCCUGAAGGAGCCCUCGGCCUGCAGCAUCGUCAAGCCCCUGACCAAGAACCACCUCAUCAUCCUCUCCGUCUCCUUCUUCAUGGUCUUCGCCGUGAUGCUCCAGCUCUACGUGCAGAUCUGCAGGAUCGUGUGCCGGCACGCCCAGCAGAUCGCCGUGCAGAGACAUUUCCUGGCCAGCUCCCACUACGUCACCACGCGCAAAGGCAUCGCCACCCUGGCCGUCAUCCUGGGCACCUUCGCAUCCUGCUGGCUGCCCUUCGCCGUCUACUGCCUGCUGGGGGACUACAGCUACCCGGCCCUCUACACCUACGUCACGCUGCUCCCCGCCACCUACAACUCCAUGCUCAACCCCGUCAUCUACGCCUUCAGGAACCAGGAGAUCCAGAAGGUGCUGUGGGCCGUGUGCUGCGGGUGCUUCUCCCCCACCAUGCCUUUCCGCUCCAGGUCGCCCAGCGACGUCUGACGCG
This is a messenger RNA of Oxyura jamaicensis (ruddy duck), 1105 nucleotides long. RefSeq names its product G-protein coupled receptor 12-like. Gene Ontology annotation, cellular component: membrane. The coding region runs from base 115 to 1101 and encodes 328 amino acids. NCBI's taxonomy places the organism in Eukaryota, Metazoa, Chordata, Aves, Anseriformes, Anatidae. Gene Ontology annotation, biological process: G protein-coupled receptor signaling pathway. The transcript has a single exon. The record is from RefSeq and is a predicted model, not a curated record. Gene Ontology annotation, molecular function: G protein-coupled receptor activity.